Abrus precatorius (Indian licorice) is the source of this 1624-nucleotide messenger RNA. Its product is annotated as cold-responsive protein kinase 1. The coding region runs from base 247 to 1410 and encodes 387 amino acids. The record is from RefSeq and is a predicted model, not a curated record. Gene Ontology annotation, molecular function: ATP binding; protein kinase activity. Lineage: Eukaryota; Viridiplantae; Streptophyta; Magnoliopsida; Fabales; Fabaceae. Gene Ontology annotation, biological process: protein phosphorylation. The transcript has 7 exons.
AGCAACCUUGGUCUUAUGUCUGCCAGGGAAAAGCAAAAAGGGAAGAUUCAAAGCGAGUACGCGUCGGUUUAUGGUUUCAUAAUCAUUUCAUUAACCCAACCCCUUCUUCACGCUUUCUCUUCUCCACAAUUACACCACUAUCUCUAGUUGUUUUUUUCUCCACCUUCUCAGGUGACCUUGGAAGUGGUUUCAUUGGAAGCAAUUGUUACCAUUGGAUAUUUGAAGCUAUUUGUACGUCAUUUAGUCAUGCCUUGUUUUCCUUUCUUAUUCUGUAAGGUGUCUUCUUCAGCAAAACAAGAACAAGAAACUGAUGAAGAUAUUUCAGGCAUUCAUAAUGUUAGGCUCUACACCUACAAAGAACUAAGAAAUGCCACUGAGGAAUUUAGUCCGGCCAAUAAAAUUGGAGAGGGUGGUUUUGGCUCUGUUUACAAGGGACGGCUUAAAAAUGGAAAAUAUGCUGCAAUAAAAGUUCUUGCACCUGAAUCAAGGCAAGGGGUGAAGGAGUUCUUGACAGAGAUUAAUGUGAUCUCAGAGAUAGAGCAUGAAAAUUUGGUCAAGUUAUAUGGUUGUUGUGUGGAAAAGAAUAACAGAAUAUUAGUCUACAAUUACCUUGAGAAUAACAGCCUUGCACAAACUCUUCUAGGAGGUCACCAUAGUAGUCUGUACUUUGAUUGGCAAACACGGUGUAGAAUAUGCAUUGGUGUUGCACGUGGGCUUGCCUUCCUUCAUGAAGAAGUAAGGCCUCAUAUUGUUCAUAGGGAUAUAAAAGCAAGCAAUAUCCUCCUUGACAAAGAUCUUACACCCAAGAUUUCAGAUUUUGGACUUGCAAAGCUUAUUCCAGCAAACAUGACUCACGUCAGCACACGUGUAGCAGGAACAAUAGGCUAUUUGGCACCAGAGUAUGCAAUAGGGGGGAGGCUGACACGGAAAGCAGACAUUUACAGCUUUGGUGUCCUUCUUGUGGAGAUAGUCAGUGGAAGAUGUAACACGAAUUCACGACUACCAAUAGAAGAACAAUUUAUUCUAGAGAGGACAUGGCAUCUUUAUGAGCGAAAGGAAUUGGUAGAGCUGGUGGACACAUCACUAAACGGAGAAUUUGAUGCCGAGCAGGCCUGUAUGUUUCUAAAGAUUGGCCUUCUUUGCACUCAGGACUCUCCAAAGCUCCGGCCAUCAAUGUCUUCUGUGGUCAAGAUGCUCACUGGAAAAAUGGAUGUUGAUUACUCUAAGAUAACAAAACCUGCCUUAAUUUCUGAUUUUAUGGACCUCAAAGUUAGAAGUAAACAAGAAAGUUAUACUGAUACAAAGAAUUUAUCUACAUACAAUACAUCAUCCUCCUCAGACAACCACGAUACUACCAUGUCAUCCACUGUAACUACAACCUUCACUGCAAAAUAUGAUCAAAGCAUGUAAACAUCAAUCAGUAAUGAUUUGUCUUUUAAUUGAAAAAUCAUUUCAUUUACUUAGGCAUGAAUCUCUCAUGUACGUUUUGCAACCUUUUCAUUCUUCUUGAGUGUUGUUUUUGUCCUUGGAUGUAGCCUAGCCCUGCAUAACUAGGAAGUUGUUAUACAUGUUCUGUAAAUAUGAGCCGGCUUGUAUUUAAUGAUCAAUUUGGAUUUAUUUUUUU